Molecule: messenger RNA, 1510 nt
Organism: Chaetomium fimeti
Lineage: Eukaryota; Fungi; Ascomycota; Sordariomycetes; Sordariales; Chaetomiaceae
Exons: 1
Coding region: 126-1043 (305 amino acids)
Biological process (GO): protein localization to kinetochore; attachment of mitotic spindle microtubules to kinetochore
Cellular component (GO): kinetochore
Source: RefSeq, a predicted model, not a curated record
ACAAAACAUCACCUCGCGAUCCAAGUCGAACGGGAAGGUUGGACGCCACCACGACAAAGCUACGCGCCCGAGAACAUCGACCCCAAGAAAACAACCAACCGAGGAGCACCGACACACCGGACACCAUGUCGCGUCCAACCUCCCCUCACAAACCGGACCAACAGCGCGCCGCCAAGGUCCUCCAGGCCCUCGAAGACCUACAAUGCACCUCGGGCGACAGCAGCGACGAAUACACCAUCAUCAAGCUCAGCGAGCCCAUCUCCUCCUCCUCAGCCUCCAACAACAACAACCCCACCCCCGCCCCCGCCCGCACCUCCGACGUCUCAACCGCCUCCCUCGACACCCCCACCCCAACCUCCCUCGAAGCCGACCUGGCCCACUACCGCGAGCUGUUCGCCAAGCUGCGCUUCUCCUACGUCGAGCAAGUCACCAAGGAGAAAUUCAUCCGCGCCAUCGUCGGCGACCCGCCGCAGAUCGUCUCGGCGCAGGAGAACGCCGAGCUCGAGGCCGGCAACGCCGCCGCCAAGGCCGCGCUCAAGCGCCUCAAGACCGACGUCGCCGCUAUGGUGGCGGAGCUGGAAACGCGCGGGAGGGGUUUGGUGGCGCGGUAUGAGGUCGUGCGCGAGGAGCUGGCCGUGCUGAGGGCGCUGCCGGCGGAGAUCGAUGGGCUGGAGGAGCGGGUAAGGGAUCUGAGGGCGCAGCAUGCGCUGUUGAGGGCUGCCGGGGUAGGGCCUGAGAUGAGUAUGCCGUUGGGGAAGACGAGGGCGUUGGUGGAGGGGAGGCGGCGGGAGUUGGGGGGGUUGGAGAGGGAGGUGGAGGUGGUGGGGGGCCAGGUGCCGCGGAAGAGGAAGGAGGUGGAGAGGUUGAGGGGGGAGGUGGCGGCGCUGGAGAAUCGGAGGGCGAAUAGUGAGGCUGCGGCGAGGGAGGCGAAGAGGAGGAGGGAGAAUGCGCAGGGCGGGGUCGAGGAUGAGUUGGAGGCGAGGGGGCGCUGGUAUAGAGCUUCGGAGACGGUGCUGAGGCAGGUGCUGGAUCUGAAAGGGUGAGACGAACGGGCGUGCUCGGGGUGUUCUCGGUUUUGCUUUUGGGGUUCUACGGUGUCUAACGCGGUCAUGGGUACACACACGGGAUAAGGAUGGGUGCAAUGGGAGGACGGCAGGGUAUUGGUUCGAUCAAAUGGGAUGGGCUUGAUUUGUUUUGACCUGGUCAGGCAAGCCUUAGGAGUUUGGUGCACAUAUGGGACAUCCAUAAAAUGUUCACUGGUGUUCGGGGAAGGCUCGGGGUGGCUCGGGAGCUCUCGCACACAGUUCGGCUACUCAGCAUACGAUCCGCUGUUUCCGGGUUUUAUCAUUUGCCAGGCGGCAUGAUCUUUGUUUAGGUAACAAAGCAAAACAGUAUUGGUGGUUUAUCACGUCUGAUGAUGAAGAUGGCCUGUUGGUGUGAAGGCUGUGCCGGCCGAAGCCAUGCUCCCGGAGUCGAGGUUGUUUCCGAACUUAGGGCAACCACAUUGAAC